This is a messenger RNA of Limulus polyphemus (Atlantic horseshoe crab), 1566 nucleotides long. It is a transcript of the gene YL-1, whose product is annotated as vacuolar protein sorting-associated protein 72 homolog. The record is from RefSeq and is a predicted model, not a curated record. The transcript has 6 exons. Gene Ontology annotation, biological process: regulation of DNA-templated transcription; chromatin remodeling. NCBI's taxonomy places the organism in Eukaryota, Metazoa, Arthropoda, Merostomata, Xiphosura, Limulidae. Gene Ontology annotation, molecular function: ATP-dependent H2AZ histone chaperone activity. The coding region runs from base 284 to 1195 and encodes 303 amino acids. Gene Ontology annotation, cellular component: nucleus.
UAUGAAAAGUUUAGACCAGCUAAUUCUAUAUGUUAGGCUUAUUCAUAAGGCUAGAAUUAUGUUGAAUUUUAUAGGACAAAACAGACUAAUGUAAAUACUAAUACAUUUAGAAACGUCGAUGAUAGCUAGUGAAGUGUCAAGAUGAUAAUAAAACUCUGAAAAAGUAAGAACGUUUGUUAGAGUAGGAGAGUCUGCACUGCAGUUCACUUUGAGUUUGAUCUUGAUUUUAACGCGACUUAAAAUCAAGCUAUACUCUUAACUUUAAGAUUUUGAGUAAAUCAACAUGGCUGCUAUGAGAGAAAGACGUGCCAAUGCUGGGAACCGUAUGUCUCGUAUCAUAAAUGAAGAAGAAAAAGAUGACUUCUACCACACUACCUACGGAGGUUUUGAAGAAGAAGAAGAUGAUGUAGACUAUCACUCUGAAAUUGAUGAAAGUGAUGAGGUGGAUUCUGAUUUUUCUAUUGAUGAAAAUGAUGAACUGGUGUCUGACCAGGAAGAUGAGGAGGAAGGCAAAAGAAAGAAAAAAACUACCACCAGGGCGUACAAGGAACCAAAGAAAACUGGUGACAAAGUAAAGAGAGAAAGUAAAUCCACUACGACAGAAAAAAUUUCCAGGGAUGAUCCAAAUAUAGUCAUAUUUUCAAGAAAUGACACAUCCAUUAUAACAGACAAUUGUUUUCUAGAAUCCUAUCAACGUUUGGAGUUGGAGAGGAAGAAGACGAAGUUCAUAAAACACACCUAUAAGGGUCCAGUUAUACGCUAUCAUUCUGUCUCCAUGCCUCUAAUUGAGGAACUUCCUACUGUUGUGACCACUGAAGCUAGUGAACAAGAGAAUUCCAACAGAGGAAACUUAUCUUCAUCUAGAUGUUCCAGAAACUUCAUCUCCUUCACGGAUGAAGGUAUUUUACGGGAAUAUUUUCCAUGCAAAAAACCAAAACCAGUUACACGUAAUGUGUGUCCAAUUACCCGUUUACCUGCUCGCUAUUUUGAUCCUGUCACCCACAUCCCAUAUGCCAAUUUACAAGCUUUCAAGUUUCUUAGGGAGGCAUAUUACCAACAGCUAGAGCAAAAAGGUGACUUACGACAACCAGAAGUAGCAGCCUGGGUAGAGUGGCGUAAGAAAAAUAAACCACCUCCGAAACAACCAUCUCAGACAUCACAACCGACAGCUAAGUCUGCAGUUGGAAUAGAAUGAAACAUUAUUUUGAUGUGAUAAGAUAGUGUGGUACGUACUUCUGACAUUGUAGAGUUUUUAAGAAGCCACUAUGGCUGAAGAUACUACUAUUAUGAUUGGAGUAAAGCAGAAGAGAAAAUGUACGCUAUCACAGACAAAAAUUAGUAAAACUACUGACAUAAAUAUUUUUUGGAUAUCUGUACUGUGGUAACAUGCAGAGUGACUUCUUUCUAUUGGAGACAAAACUCUUGAUUGUACAAGAAAGUUUCAAGAACUGAGGUAAACUAUUUUCUUAAACGUACUUCUACGCACUCUUUUGUCAUUUUCAUUAAUAAAGUGCAUAUAUUCGAUGUCAUUGUUUGGAUAUAAAGAAUACCAAAACUUAAUACAAA